AUGACCACUUAUCUUUUGGAAGUAAAACCAAAAAAAUGGGCUCGGCCAUUCUUUCCAACGAAAAGGUAUAACAUUCUUACAAGUAACAUUGCCGAAUCUAUAAAUGCAGCAAUUGUGCAUGCGAGAGAAUUGCCUAUAACGUCGUUAAUAGAAGCUAUAAGAGAGAUGCUUCAAAGAUGGUUUUCAACAAGAAAAGAAGCAGCAAUCAACCAAUUUGUUGAGGUGAAAAAAUGGGCAAAUGAUGAAAUGGAGAUCAAACUUGAUGUGGCAUUUCGAAUGAAGGUAGAUGCAAUUGAUGCAAUGAAAUCUAGUGUCACAUAUGGUGAUCGAGUGUUUGUUGUCGACUUGGAACAACAUAUGUGCACAUGUAAUGAAUUUCAACUAGAGGGAAUUCCAUGUGCACAUGCUAUUGCAACAAUUGAAAGCAAGUACUUGGACAAGUACAAAUUUUGCUCAAAUUGGUAUAAAAAUUCUGUUUUGAAAGAGACAUAUGCAGGAUCAAUUAAUCCUCUUCCAGAUAAAGAUGAUUGGAGUGUCCCAGAUGAAAUUAUAGGAGAUAGCAUGAAAGCUCCAAAAUUCAAAUGUAAAGACUAUAAAGAUGCAAUGUUAUACAUAUUUGUUGCGUUGUGGACUUGUGGAUAA
Messenger RNA from Humulus lupulus (European hop), 642 nucleotides. RefSeq lists its product as uncharacterized. Lineage: Eukaryota; Viridiplantae; Streptophyta; Magnoliopsida; Rosales; Cannabaceae. Gene Ontology annotation, molecular function: zinc ion binding. The transcript is spliced from 3 exons. The coding region runs from base 1 to 642 and encodes 213 amino acids. The record is from RefSeq and is a predicted model, not a curated record.